AAGAAAAACGUGAAACUGAAGCUCGGUCAAGAGAUAUUGAAUGUGAAACUUCAAAUUAUUUUAUGAGAUUAGAAGAUGGUCGUGAAUAUAAUGUUGAAGAAAUUAAAUAUCCUCUAAUUCAUAAGGGUAAAGGUAGACCACCUACUAAAUGUUUGAAACCUUUUAAUGAAACAAACAAUAAAGCGGCAAGUAGUAAAAUGAGUAAGAUUAAUAUUAUUAAGGAAGUUGACAGAAUGGAUGCUGUUGGUGAAGUAGGUGUA
Funneliformis geosporum is the source of this 260-nucleotide messenger RNA. Lineage: Eukaryota; Fungi; Glomeromycota; Glomeromycetes; Glomerales; Glomeraceae. The record is from the annotation of a GenBank genome assembly.